This is a messenger RNA of Schistocerca gregaria, 1022 nucleotides long. RefSeq names its product superoxide dismutase [Cu-Zn]-like. Gene Ontology annotation, molecular function: copper ion binding; superoxide dismutase activity. Lineage: Eukaryota; Metazoa; Arthropoda; Insecta; Orthoptera; Acrididae. The transcript is spliced from 5 exons. Bases 170 to 787 code for a protein of 205 amino acids. The record is from RefSeq and is a predicted model, not a curated record. Gene Ontology annotation, biological process: removal of superoxide radicals.
GCAGGAGGGCGCAAUCUGUCGCGGAGGCAGCUUCACUCGUUGUCCGCUCUGGUACAUCGCCUUCAGCGGCGUCAACUGGUGGAUCACCUAAAACUGUGAGUGCAACGCGCCGAUAGCCGCCUGUGACCUACUCAACUGAAAACGGAACGCCACAUAAUAGUUGAGGAAGAUGACGGCUAUGGUGCUACGCCUUCUGGUGGUGGCCGCGGUUGCGGCGGUCGCGUUGGCAGAGGAGAGACGUGCUAUUGCCGUUCUGUCUCAUUCAACAAAGAAUGUGAAGGGCAAUGUAACAUUUGUGCAGACAGAUGAUGGGGUUGUGACAGUAACUGGCAUUAUUGAGGGACUCAAACCGGGUUCUCAUGGCUUCCACAUACAUGAAAAGGGAGAUAUUUCAAGCUGUAUUAAUGCUGGAGGUCACUUCAAUCCUGAUAAGGUGAACCAUGGUGGUCCAACUGAUGCAAUCCGUCAUGUUGGUGAUCUUGGAAAUAUUGAGGCUGGUGAAAAUGGAGUAGCCAAUAUUUCCAUUCGAGACAGAGUGAUCUCUUUGACAGGCCGCAACAACAUACUUGGACGUUCUGUUGUUGUUCAUUCGGACAAAGAUGACUUAGGAAAGGGUGGUUUUGAAGACAGCCUUACAACUGGUCAUGCUGGCACCAGGGAGGCUUGCGGUGUUAUCGGAAUCCUGUCACCUGUCACACCAUGGCAUAACUCAGCAUCUACUGCAAGAUUUGGCCCUGCCAUUUUCCUGUCAACAGCUGUUCUCCUUGCUGUGUCAUAUCUCAUGUAAUAACUGUAUAAAUUUGUAAUAUAAAAACAAUGUCAUGCAUCUAAAGUUUAAUUUUAACAUAAUCAUGCAGUUUUUGUUAAGCAAGUGUGAAUGGAAAUACCUUUAUGUGACAGUUUAUUAACUACAUAAACUUAUUUAAUAAUGUAUAUUGCUGUUUACUGUCAUAUAUAUGUAGUUAACUUUAAACCUGUGUACAUUAUAAAAUACUUUUAAAUAAAUGUUGUUUCUAUACUUA